Uncinocarpus reesii 1704 is the source of this 2283-nucleotide messenger RNA. RefSeq lists its product as uncharacterized. Bases 1 to 2283 code for a protein of 760 amino acids. Gene Ontology annotation, molecular function: metal ion binding; RNA binding. Lineage: Eukaryota; Fungi; Ascomycota; Eurotiomycetes; Onygenales; Onygenaceae. The record is from RefSeq and is a predicted model, not a curated record. Gene Ontology annotation, cellular component: nucleus. The transcript has 5 exons. Gene Ontology annotation, biological process: negative regulation of DNA-templated transcription.
AUGGUUUCCGAGGAGGUCUUUGAAUCAUGCUUGCCCAUACUCAAUGACGCCGAAGUCGACGAGGAAGAAAAGGUUGAGAAGUUGGAGGCAUUCCUACGCGACAAAGCCGCUCUGACCGGGACAGUCUUGGAGAACGCUGUGUUGGACAUUCUCUGGCGCCAUCGCAACUCGCUGAAGGGCGGAGCAUCCCCUCCCCCACUUCGCCAUACGGUCAUCCGCCGCUCCUCGCCUGCGCCGUGGCAGAUAACCCGCUCGUCCACUCCGCUUUCGUCCCCGUCCAACAGUCCCGCCGUUCCUUCGGGAUUCCCGGUUCCACGCGGUGGCUUUCCUCGUGCUCCUAGAUCCUUGACUGCCUCCCCGUUCACGUCGCCACGUCCGUCACCCCGCCUGGCCUUCGCGCAGCCAAUCCCCCACAGUCCUAACCUCAACGCUUACGAGUUUGCCGAGCGGACUCCAAUACCGGAAUAUGGCGAUCUUGGGAGUGAUAAUGUUGAUUGGCUGGUCAAUGACGACGCGAAGAGCACUGCGUCGUCAACCGGCUUAAGCGGCGCCGCCCCAGAAUGGGUUGCGCCGGCUGAUAUGAGCCCAUACGACAUUCUAAGAUCAGUUUUGGGAGAUAGACGAUCCAAUGACGAAAUUGAGGCCGCCCUUGCGGCUAAUGGGUAUGAUCUUGGUGCGACAAUCGCAGCCUUGACUGAACAAGAAACCAUGAACAAUAGUGCCACUUCCAACAAUGAAGGCCAAAGCCGGAGUCCCGUUGUCUGCAAAUAUUGGCUGUCUACCGGCCAGUGCCUUCGAGCAGACUGUCGAUUCAGCCAUGAUUUGACCAAUCAUAUUUGCAAGUACUGGCUCAUGGGCAAUUGUCUUGCGGGUGAUGUCUGCCCUUUUUCACACGAUCCAUCCACACUGGUUGGGUCCCUCAGCGUUGGAAAUGACGCCGGCGCCACGUUUGGUAGCCCGUCAACUCAUCAACAGCAAGUUUCCUAUGGUCAAGAUAACUAUGAUGCCUUUCCAGCCUUACAACCUGCCAUGGGCGACCAAUGGGCCAGUUACUACCCCCAAAAGCACGCUGCUCAAUAUAUGUACGCCGGGAACCAGUCUCAUCGCGGACAUUCGCCCUCGAAUGUUAGAAAUAGGACUGCUCUCUUGAACCAAUCGACCCGUCCACAUUCUCGACCCACGAGCCGGCACCAACAGCGCGACUCUAGCGGCUCUGCUCUAUCCGUAGACGACCCCGAGGCAUUUCCAACCCUUUCAUCACUCAACCCUAAAUCAGGGAAAAAGCAUCAUGGGAAACGAGGUGGACAUAACCAGAAUCGUGACAGUGGCGGCAACAAGGAAGGUUCAUCCGGUUCGCUGGCUGACGUGGUUCGAAUGUCUCCAUCCCAACGGAAGGGCGCUUCUAAAGGAGCCCGGCCUGUGAACAACGGCCGCGAGAACAGCGCAGCUUCUCAAUCCAUUCCCACCCCGAAGCAUUUGCCAUGGCUUGAAACGGGCCCUAGUGCGAACCAGCAGUAUCUUAAAUUUCGCCUAGACGCGAUUACGCACGGCAACGUCAGGAACAAGUUUCUCCAGAGUGCCGCGCAAGCUUGGAAUCGCAAUGAUGCGCGUGCCGCAAAGGCCCUGUCACUUCGUGGCCAAGCUGAGAACGAAGCGAUGCGGCGGUGUUAUCGCGAAGCUGCACGCCACCUUUACGAGGGCGCUGACACAAACUCAAAAACUGACGCUGAACAGGAGAUAUACGUUGACCUACACGGGCUUCAUCCUGGGGAGGCGAUUGAAUAUCUUGAAAAUACUCUGAAAGAGAACGCAAAACUAGGCCGCAAGCUUCUGUACGCUAUCACUGGCACCGGGCACCACAGCAGGAAUGGCAAAGACAAAAUUGGCAAGGCGGUCAAGAAUUGGCUAAACGAAUGGCGAUAUGUGUACUGCGAAUUCAAUGUGCCAAGUGAGCGCGGCGGAUAUGUGGGCGGUGUGCUUGGUAUUGAUCCUACAAGCAGCGAGAAGAGUGGGCAAGUUUCAAGCUCCAAUGGAGAAGUGCCCUCGGAAGACAGCAAGAAAGAUACUCAGGGGGAUGAAAAUGUGAGCAAAGCUGGGGGCUCAAUGCCAGUUCUUACCCUAGGCAAGGUUAAGAAUGACAAUGAAACUUCCCAAUUACCGACUAUCAGACAACGUUUGUCUCAGCUCCGGGGGAUUUUUGGGCGGCUCGAAAACCGACGACUGCUCUACAUGCCCCAGCGCUCGUUGAAAUCCGCUAUGGAACUCGAUUUGAUCGAUCUUUAA